This is a messenger RNA of Acaulospora morrowiae, 240 nucleotides long. Lineage: Eukaryota; Fungi; Glomeromycota; Glomeromycetes; Diversisporales; Acaulosporaceae. The record is from the annotation of a GenBank genome assembly.
AUGAUAACCACAAACUAUCAAAUCAUAUAUCGGGAUCCUCCUUUACGUCUUUUAUAUAUACUUUUACUGAAAGGCCAUGUCAUUGCUGGAUGUCCAACAUUUCUGGAUUAUUUGUGCUUUGUGACCUCAUCCAUAUCCAUAAGGAAUAGUUUCGAAUUGCUUUUACUGGAAUUUGAGAGUGCAAUUCAAUCGGAGAAGGAAAAUUGGCUGAAAGGAAAGGCAUCACAUUUUUUACCUGUG